AUGUUUCUGUGUAAGUACCUGACCCAGUCAGUGAAGAAGAGUGUGGUGAGAAAUGGGCACAUCAAACGAAUCACUGACAAUGACAUUCACUCCCUGGUGUUGGAAGUUGAAGGGACAAACGUCAGCACCACCUACAUCACGUGUCCCGCAGACCCAAAGAAGACACUGGGCAUCAAGCUUCCCUUUUUGGUCAUGAUCAUAAAGAACCUCAAGAAAUAUUUCACUUUUGAGGUCCAGGUGUUGGAUGAUAAAAAUGUCCGGCGGCGUUUUCGGGCGAGUAACUACCAGAGCACAACACGAGUGAAGCCGUUCAUCUGCACUAUGCCAAUGAGGCUGGAUGAUGGGUGGAAUCAGAUCCAGUUCAACCUUUCAGACUUCACCAGGAGGGCGUAUGGAACAAAUUAUAUUGAGACGCUGCGUGUACAGAUCCACGCAAACUGUCGCAUUAGGAGAGUGUAUUUCUCCGACAGACUGUACUCUGAGGACGAGCUCCCUGCAGAGUUUAAACUUUAUCUGCCUGUCCAGAAUCAGAAGGCCAAGCAGUAGACCUUCUCCACCUGCAUCGCUCCCUGUGUGAUGAAAUUUGUAAUAUAGUCCUUUUGGAGCUAGAGUUCUGAGUGAUGUCUUGUGUUCUCUGCUCAAUAAAGUUUUUUCAAUUAAUCGUUGUUUAACAAUAUUUUUGCAAUAAAACUAUAGUUUUGUGUGCUGA
Molecule: messenger RNA, 709 nt
Organism: Paralichthys olivaceus (Japanese flounder)
Lineage: Eukaryota; Metazoa; Chordata; Actinopteri; Pleuronectiformes; Paralichthyidae
Source: RefSeq, a predicted model, not a curated record